AGAGCAGGGGUGUUUCCCAAAGCAGUGGGAGGGAAAUCCAGGGAGAUGGCCACAAUUCAAUGUUUAUCCUGCUGAGAAACGACGUUUCUGUGUUGGAGCAAACUUGUAGCAAGACAAUCCCAGUUACUACGGCCGCGGUGUGAAGGUGGAGGAGGCAGAGGAGGAGGAAGAGGAGGCAGAGGUGCCUCUGCUCUGAGCUGCAGCUUUGUGGAGCCUCCCCCUCUGCGCUGCUCCAUGAAUUAAUGAAGUGCUUUUCCUUUCCUGCAUGAAAUAUUCACCUGCUGCCAAGGGAACUGGGGGGGCUCGGGGAGCCAAGCCCGUGGAGCUGCUGGUGGGAGCCAGGUGGAAGGGACAGGCAGGGAGAGGGAACUUUGGAGCAGGUAGAAAUGAUAGCUGGGGUGAUAUCACUGCUGGGUUGUCACUUGGCAGCUCUGCUGUGGUGCCACCGGCGCCAGGUGACCACAGGGUGACAGGGUCUUGUCUUCCCUCCUCAGACAGGAGCUUUCUGAUGAUGGUUGAUGAUGGAUGCUUGUGCCCUCAGCGGUGUGGAGAGGUUUUUUUGGGCAAUCAGGUCACAGUCGGGUGUUGGGUGAGGUGCAAGCCCAAUGGGGUGAGCGCCAAACCGGAGAUGAGCACGGCACGUGUCUGUCCCCAAGGGGACCAUGUCCAUCCUGUGACAGGGCCACCCUCUGUGUGCUCACCCCAACCCUCACACCACCGCUCAGGGCUGCAAGACUGCCCCAAAAACCUCCAAGAUGGGUGGAAACCCUGCAAGAAAGGGCUGUACCUGUCCCCAAAGCCACGGUUGGGACCGCAGCCCUGCCGCACUCUUCCGGAGCAGGGAGGAACUGGGUGACAGCAGCGCGGGCUGCUCCACUUAGGAAGAAGGAGAAGUUGUUGUUUUUUAGGGUGUUUUCAUUAAAAAGAAGAAGGGGGUGGAGGGGAGCCCAAGCCCUGAAGCUUCAGCGACAGGAAGGAAGUGAAGUGGGUUAUUUCAGGCUCCAGUUGGCUGCUCGGGGCACGGCUCGACUCCUCCUUGCUCUGAUAGCAGCCCCUGGUGAACAAUGGGGUCCCGGGGCCCUUCCCGGCAGGAACACGGCUCGUUCCGGUGAAAUCUCCCGCUCCUGCUGAGUCAGCAGCUCCUGCUGGGCCGGGUGUGCUGUGAGGGCGCCCGGGGAACCGUCCCGGUGCAGGAGAGAUGGACACCUUCAGCACCAAGAACUUGGCCCUGCAGGCCCAGAAGAAGCUCCUGAGCAAAAUGGCCACCAAGACCAUCGCCAACGCCUUCAUCGACGACACCAGCAGCGAGAUCCUGGACGAGCUGUACCGGGCCACCAAGGAGUACACCCACAACCGCAAGGAGGCCCAGAAGAUCAUCAAGAACCUCAUCAAGAUCGUGAUGAAGCUGGGCGUCCUCUACCGCAACGGGCAGUUCAGCCCCGAGGAGCUGCUGCUCAUGGAGCGCUUCCGCAAGAAGGUUCACACCUUGGCCAUGACGGCCGUCAGCUUCCACCAGAUAGACUUCACCUUCGACCGCAGGGUCAUGUCGGGCGUGCUGACCGAGUGCCGGGACCUGCUGCACCAGGCGGUCAACGGGCACCUGACGGCCAAGUCGCACUCGCGCAUCAACCACGUCUUCAACCACUUUGCGGACUACGAGUUCCUGUCGGCGCUCUACGGCCCGGCCGAGCCCUACCGCACCCACCUCAAGAGGAUCUGCGAGGGCGUCAACAAGAUGCUGGAGGAGGAGAGCAUCUGAGCCGGACUCUGCCUCGCGGUGUCUGCUUUGGCCUUCGCCGGGCUCGCCGUGCCCUCCUCCUCCUCCUCCUCCUCCUUCUCCUCCUCUGCAGUGCUCUCUCGUGUUCUCCUCGUUUCUCCAAGAGAUUGAACCUGAUGACUUUGUGUGCCCAGGGUCUGCAAACCCCUCCCUGCACUGGGCUGAGCCCUCUCCAGGCCAUGCUGGGAUUUUGGGCCCCUGCUGUACAGUUGGAUUUCCUUUGCCCACCAAGUGCCUUUAGCUCAGAGUCCAAGGGUUUGGACUCUUUGCCUUGAACUCUGUUCCCUCUGAGGGGAAACUGAACCAAAGACUCGCGGUGUGAAGCACCUCUGAGGUGUCUCUGAGCAGGUGGGAGGUGUUGGGGGAUCAGUUCUGAGACCCCAUAACUGCAGGGCUGUGGAACGCCGUGGUUUUCCUCCAGCAGCUCCACAACGUGGUUGGGAGCAAAUCAUGGUCCAGACUUGUGCUGGGUGCCUCAGGCAGGAAGGGGCUUCUGCCUGGGCUUAGGUGUCCUCAAAGACAAAUCCCUGAGGCCAGGAGGAGCCAGGUGGAUCCCUCCUGACCUGGGGGAGGGCUGGGAGGAGCUGCUCCAUCCCUGGAUGCCUGGAACCACCCAACAGCCCACCAGCCUGCAGUGGUGGUGCCACCUGGCAGCUCCAACGCUGCCCUUGGUGGUCAAUCCAAAGCCCCCCUGGACUUCCAUCCCUCUUCCACACCUGUGACCGAGUGAUGUUCGUUUUUAGCAAACUCUGUAGCCCUGAUGAGUUAUUGAAAUAAACUCACUGUGUGGCCUGGGA
Molecule: messenger RNA, 2574 nt
Organism: Zonotrichia albicollis (white-throated sparrow)
Lineage: Eukaryota; Metazoa; Chordata; Aves; Passeriformes; Passerellidae
Gene: TNFAIP8L1
Product: TNF alpha induced protein 8 like 1
Biological process (GO): negative regulation of TOR signaling; regulation of apoptotic process
Cellular component (GO): cytoplasm
Source: RefSeq, a predicted model, not a curated record